UCCUUUCCUUGCAAGUCUUAAUUGCCGGCAUGAGCAUAAGGACCCUCCGACAAACACCCCUAUCCGACACCUACAUCUUUCAUGAGUUCUCGUAUCGUCAAUACGACAUCUGUGAAGCGUCUUCGGACGGUAUGCUACGAAAAGAAUUGGGUCAGCUCUCAAGGAGUAUUUCUUGGAAAAUCGCCCCUCCUAUACUCUCUCCCCCUCUUGUUGUUGGAGGUCACCAUAAUAUUAUUAACAUCAAAUGCAAUUCACCACGUCCUUAAACACCUUGGCCAAUCUCGAGUUGUCUCGCAAAUGGUGACGGGCAUACUACUGGGGCGGUCGGUGCUGGGGCAGAUCAAGAAGUUUCGGAGGACCGUGUUCCCGGCGCGCGGCACCUUCCUCCUGGACACCCUCUCCUUCUUCAGCCUCAUACUCUCUCUCUUCACCAUAGGCAUCAAGACCGACCUCAACCUCAUCAAGAAGCCCGGCAAGCGUGCGCUCAUCAUCGGCAUCGUUGGCUCCGUUCUCCCCUUCGUCCUCUCGUCCUCGGCCAUCAUGGCGAUGCGGCCCCUCUUCCCUUCGGACCUCCGUAGCACGGUCCUCUUGGUUUUCGCUUCCCGCCUCUCCCUCUCGUCCUUCCCUGUCAUUGCCGACGCCCUCGGCGAGCUCCACCUCCUCAACUCCGAGCUCGGCCGCAUAGUCGUGUCAGCCGCACUCGUCACCGACGUCUUCAGCUGGGUUCUUUUUGUCGCUUUCACCACGUACGGGCUGGUCACGGAGGCCCGGAGCCCGGCGUGGGCGGCUGCCAGCGUGGCGGCGUUUGCACUGCUGGUGCUCUUCAUCGUGUUCGUGGCACGGCCAGCGACCAAGUGGGUGGCGAAACGGACGCCGCCAGGGGAGCUGCUCGACGAGGGGCCCUUCGUGUGGCUGCUAUUGACCGCGCUGGCGUUGGGGCUGCUGACCGAGAUUAUGGGGUACCGGUCGUUGCUGGGGGCGGUAAUGCUGGGGCUAGUGCUGCCGGGGGGGAUGCCGGUGGGGGUGACGAUGAUGGAGAGGGUCGACUCCUCCUUCUUGGCGUUGUUCUUGCCUUCGUACCUGGCGUUGGCCGGGUUCAGGACGGACUUGUCCAUGCUCCAUAGCUUGGACGAGUGGGGGGCGCUGGAGCUGGUGGUGAUCCUGUGCUACGUGGGGAAGCUGGUGGGCUCCGUAGCCGCCUCCCUCUACUUGAAGAUGCCGCUCCGGGAUGCCAUCACUGUGGGGCUUAUGGCCAACAUUAAAGGGAUCAUCGAAAUCUCCUUCAUCAAUGAUUGGGGUGACAGGGAGGUAGUCACGGUGGAGCACUACUCGAUCAUGACGCUGUCGAUGAUGUGCAUCACGGCGGUGACCGUGCCGCUGAUCAAGCUUCUGUACAACCCGUCGGUGCGGUACGUCUCCCGGAAGCGGCGCACCAUCCAGCACACGAAUCCCAACUGCGAGCUCCGCCUGCUGGCCUGCAUCCACAACGAGGACCAAGUCGCCGGCGUCCUCGACCUCCUUGAGUCCUCUCACGCCACCCGCGACUCCCCCAUCUCCCUCACCGUCCUCCACCUCUCCGAGCUCGUCGGCCACACCGCCUCCAUCCUCCGCCCCCACAAGCGUACCCACCGAUCGUCCGCCAACCCCUCGCCCUCCGACCACAUCGUCAACGCCUUCCGCUACUUCGAGCAGCAGCAAUCCUCCCCCGGCGCCGUCUCCGUCCACCCCUUUGUCGCCAUCUCCCCCUACUCCACCAUGUACAACGACGUCUGCUCCCUCGCCCUCGACCGCAAGGUCCACGUCAUCCUCCUCCCUUUCCACAAGCAGUCGGAUUUCGUGAGCGAGACCGCCAGCCAUGCUUUCCGCUCCCUCAACCGCUCCGUCCUCGACUUCGCCCCCUGCUCCGUCGCCAUCCUCGUCAACCAGAGCCUCCCGGGCGGCACCACCUGCGCCCGCACCAACUGCCUCCUCCAGCGUGUCGCCGUCUACUUCCUCGGCGGCCCCGAUGACCGCGAAGCUCUCGCCUACGCCUCCCGCAUCGCUGCCAACAACGACAUCUACCUCGACAUCAUCCGCAUCGUCUUGCGUGGCAACAGCACUAAUGCGGAGCCUGACGAGGAAGCGCUGCAAGAUGAGCACCUGAUGGAGGAGUUCCGCGACCGCCACGGCCGCAACGAGCGGAUCGUGUACAUGGAGAAGGCGGUGGAGGAUGGUGAGGGGACGGCGGCGGUGGUAGGGGAGCUGAGCAACAAGUACGACUUGUUGCUAGUGGGGAGGAGGAAGGGACUGGAGUCGUCGCCGUUGACCAGCGGGUUGUCGGAAUGGAGCGAGUUCCCGGAGCUGGGAAUCAUUGGGGACAUGCUUGCAGUGGCACACUUCGAGCGGAUGGUGUCAAUAAUGGUGGUGCAGCAGCAGCAGCUGGACAGAGUGGCAGGGGAGGAAGGAGGAGAUGGUGGUGGUGGUGUUGCUGGUGCAAGGGUGGAAGAACGGGCAAGAAUGGUGGCUAACAUCGUCAAUCCCAACAAUAAGCAGCAGGAGGAGGUGAAGGAUGUUUUGAUUCACAGACAGACUUAAAAAACUAAAUUAGACUAUAGAGGUUUUCCAUUUGGGAGUUUUGUUUUGGAGAAUUCGAAUUAUCGUAGCAGUCUCCCGGCCGCACUAUUUCUGGACUUUGGAGGGAUUGACGUGGUAUAGAAAGAAAGGAAUUGGGUUCGAGCAGCCAAGUUUCUCAUGGCUCCACCAGACCAAGUUCAGUCCAUGGUUUCUAAGUAUCGUACCUUAAACACAACUCUUAAAGCUUGUCACUCAUUGUACUGGGCCGGCCGUGAGUUUAUUUAAGAUUUUUUUGUACAGUUAUGGUUUCGAUCGGACCGAGUUCGAGUUUAUCGGGUUCCAAGUACUGUACGUUCAGCAGGUCUCUUAAAAAUUAUGAUGCAUUUUCUCAUACGCGAAUCUUGAGGACGUGGAUCUUUCUGUUCUGCUCAUAUAAUGCUUCCAUGUAUGCGUUUAAAUAUUUCUAUGCACUCUCUUUGGUGAGAA
Messenger RNA from Elaeis guineensis (African oil palm), 3039 nucleotides. RefSeq names its product cation/H(+) antiporter 15. Gene Ontology annotation, biological process: proton transmembrane transport; regulation of pH. Gene Ontology annotation, cellular component: endomembrane system; membrane. NCBI's taxonomy places the organism in Eukaryota, Viridiplantae, Streptophyta, Magnoliopsida, Arecales, Arecaceae. Gene Ontology annotation, molecular function: antiporter activity. The record is from RefSeq and is a predicted model, not a curated record.